AUACUUUGACUUUGUUUCGGAGACGUUGACGAAUUGAUUGUCAUUGCAAACUCGUGAUCGCUCAACUCCCUUCAACUUCAACCUCUAUCCAUCUCUUCACUAAACAAUAAACAUCACUGUUGCGUUCAAUUUUACAAAAUCAACUCUUUCAUGCUCGCCACGGACCCUACCGUCGCGCUCCGAAUACCCGUUCGCAACCCGACCCGAUCACUGUUCACCUCCACCAACACUUGCUGCUUCGAUUCACGAGUAACACUAUCGAGACCCAGCUUCUCCGCGGGUCCCACUCUUUCCCUCAAUUCUGUCAAAAUGCAACUGCUCCGCCGAACCAGUUACCGCAGUAGCCCCCGCGCCGAAAUCGGCGGUGAAGAGUUCUUCAACGCUGAUGCCACGGAUAAACGAGCUCCGAAUCACCUUGUUAUUAUGGUUAAUGGUAUAACUGGAAGUGCUUCUGAUUGGAGAUAUGCUGCAGAGCAGUUUGUGAAGAGGCUUCCAGAUAAAGUUAUUGUGCACCGCAGUGAAUGCAAUUCUUCAAGAUUGACGUUUGAUGGUGUUGACACAAUGGGCGAGAGACUGGCUGAAGAGGUACUAUUGGUUACUAGACGAUGGCCAGAGGUACAGAAGAUAUCUUUUGUCGCACAUUCUUUAGGAGGCUUGGUGGCAAGAUAUGCAAUUGGGAGACUUUAUGAUGAUUCUUCAAAAUUGGAACGCGUUGGUUCCACCAGAAACUGUUUCAAUGAAGAGAAGACAGAAUAUUCAAAGCAGUGCCUUAAACAGAGUUAUGAAGCCAAAAUUGCCGGUUUAGAGCCAAUGAACUUUAUAACAUUUGCAACACCUCAUCUUGGUUCAAGAGGAAAUAAACAGCUUCCCUUGCUUUGCGGUCUUCCUUUCCUUGAGAGAAGAGCAUCCCAAACUGCACACUUAGUUGCCGGGAGAUCUGGGAAGCAUCUCUUCCUCAUGGACAGUGAUGGUGGAAAACCUCCUCUGCUCCUGCGGAUGGUUGAUGACUCGGACGAUUUAAAAUUCAUGUCAGCUUUGCAUGCAUUCAAGCGCCGGGUGGCAUAUGCAAAUGCGAAUUAUGAUCAGAUGGUUGGAUGGCGUACCUCCUCGAUUCGCCGUCAGCAUGAACUUCCUAAGUCCAAUCUUAUUGUAAAUGAUGAAAAAUACCCACACAUUGUUUAUGUUGAAGGAGAUAACACCAGCGGCAUUUACAAUACAGAGUCUUCAAAUGUUGGAGGCCAAACAGCUGAAUUAGAAGAGAAGAUGAUAAGGGGUCUAACUAAGGUAUCUUGGGAGCGUGUGGAUGUCAGCUUUCAGACAAGUAAACAGCGAUACGUUGCUCACAGUACAAUUCAGGUGAAAACGUAUUGGUUGAAUUCAGAUGGUGCUGAUGUGGUUUACCAUAUGAUAGACAACUUCCAUCUUUAGCCUUUUUCUGCAAAGUUUGAGGUCAACAAAUCAAUGUUGGUUCAAUAUUUUGCUUCAUCACGGAUGAAGAGUUGCACAUUUUAUUGUGGCUAUUUGAAUUCAUCUUUAUGUAUAUGAAACCUACUAUUUAGUGAUUUAUUUAUAAAUUAUUAAUGUUAUUAAAAAAUCUGAUAAAUUUUAUUGUGUACAUAUUUUUGUAUGCUG
Lathyrus oleraceus (garden pea) is the source of this 1632-nucleotide messenger RNA. RefSeq names its product putative lipase ROG1. The record is from RefSeq and is a predicted model, not a curated record. Lineage: Eukaryota; Viridiplantae; Streptophyta; Magnoliopsida; Fabales; Fabaceae. Gene Ontology annotation, biological process: lipid metabolic process. The transcript has 10 exons. Bases 151 to 1428 code for a protein of 425 amino acids.